Molecule: messenger RNA, 747 nt
Organism: Fonsecaea multimorphosa CBS 102226
Lineage: Eukaryota; Fungi; Ascomycota; Eurotiomycetes; Chaetothyriales; Herpotrichiellaceae
Exons: 2
Coding region: 1-747 (248 amino acids)
Biological process (GO): intracellular iron ion homeostasis; iron incorporation into metallo-sulfur cluster
Cellular component (GO): mitochondrion
Molecular function (GO): ferric iron binding; ferrous iron binding; ferroxidase activity
Source: RefSeq, a predicted model, not a curated record
AUGAGAGCAGCAGCAGCAAGCCGACAUCUCCUCCUCCGCUCCACGCGACCAACAAGCGGCCUCCUUCUUCGCCGACCAUGUCCCUCGUCACCUACACAGCAGCGUCUGGCCAUUACCAUUCCCACUUCGACUACUACUACUACUACCUCUUCUCUCUCCUCAAUCUCUCGCCGCGCUCCUUUCUCCACCACCUUCCCCAAACCCAAGGGUCUGCAACCUCACAGCGACGACCCAAACCCGCCCAACACGGAACCAUCGCAUGGCCCUGGCAGCACGCCGACGGGAGCAGCGCAGAUCUCGGAUUCCGAGUACCACGAGAUCGCCGACCAAUAUCUGAACACGCUGGUGUUGGCCAUGGAAGAGCUCGCGGAGAGUAAUUCGGAAGGUAUAGAGGCGGAAUUCUCGGCCGGCGUCCUCACAAUCACCCACCCCAAACACGGCACGUAUGUAAUCAACAAACAACCGCCCAACAAACAGAUCUGGCUGUCCUCGCCCGUCUCCGGCCCCAAACGUUACGACUGGGUCGUCCCGGGUGACUCGCAGCACGAAAAGGCCGACUCGACCGUCGACUUGGGCGACGACGGCCAGAGCGGCGGCAAGUGGAUCUACCUGCGCGACGGGAGCAAUCUGAGCGACCUAAUCAAGAAGGAGUUGGGCGUCGAGUUGCGGCACGGAGGCGAAAGCGAGAGUGAUGUGAACCAAGGCCGAGAGGGGCCUGCGAAGAGUGGAGCCAGCACGGAACCAUAG